GGGCGGGUGAGGAAGGUGAGCUCUCGCGAGAACUUUGCCUUGGGCCCGUAGGCAGCUCCCGAGGUGUCCGGUUCCUCCUAGGCCUCUCGGCUGUCCGCGGAGAUCUGCCAGACGGAACAAUGAGCAGAAUGAACACCCUCCAGGACCAGAGUGUCUGCUCCAAUAACAAAGAACCCCUUUUGAGGUGUAGUGAUGCGCGGAGGGACUUGGAGCUUGCUAUUGGUGGAGUUCUCCGUGCUGAACAGCAACUUAAAGAAAACUUGCGAGAGGUGAAGGCCCAGAUUCACAGUUGUAUCAGUCGCCACCUGGAAUGCCUUCGUAGCCGCGAAGUGUGGCUGUGUGAGCAAGUGGAUCUCAUUUCUCAGCUUAAAGAGGAGACACUGCAGCAGCAGGCGCAGCAGCUCCACUGGUUAUUGGGCCAGUUCAAUUGUCUUAUUCACCAGUUGGAAUGCACCCAAAAUAAAGACCUAGCCAAUCAAGUCUCUGUGUGCCUGGAGAGACUAGGCAGUUUGAUCCUGAAGCCUGAAGAUUCUUCCGUCCUUCUCUUUGAAGCAGACACAACUUCUCUGCGCCAGACCAUCACCACUUUUGGGUCUCUUAAAACCAUUCAAAUUCCCGAGCACCUGAUGGCUCAUGCCAGUUCAUCAAAUUUUGAGACCUUCAUAGAGAAAAGAGGUUAUAUCUCAGUGCCAGAGCAGAAGCUGGUAUCCAGUAGCACUGGUCUUGCUCUCAGUGAAUGGCUUCUUGGAAGCAAACCUGCCAGUGGCCAGCAGGACCCUUAUAUACCCAGCACGAACCCUCAGGACUGGCUCACCCAACAUUUGACCGUUGAGAACAGUCAGACUUCUGCCAGAGCCUGCAGUUUCUUCAGUAAUAUUUGGGGUAACUUGAAGGGCUUAGAAAACUGGCUCCUUAAGAGUCAGCAACAAGAAGUUCCUGGAAAGCCAAAUUCCCAGAAGUGUAACAGCCAUUCCAUCACUGAAGUUGAAAAGACUGAAGAUCUACAGCUCCCUAAUGAAGAUGAGAUAGACCUGUCAGAUUGGCUGGUGACUCCUCAGGAACCCUGCAAGCUCGAGAAACCUGAGAAUGGCAGCCAUGAAACCAAUGAAAAGAUUAAGCUCCUGUUCCAGGUGUUCCAGGAGCCCUACAGUGUGAGUGAUUGGCUUGUCAAGCCUGAGCCUGACUCCUGUACCAACUGUCAGGGUAACCAACCCAAAGGUGUGGAGAUUGAAAACCUGGGCAAUCUGAAGUGCCUGAAUGACCACUUGGAGACUAAGAAGGCACUGUUCACCUUGAGCAGUACUGAGAACUGGCUUGUCCAGAGCCAUCAGGAUGUAUAUAAAGUGGAGGAAGUAUGCAAAGCCAAUGAGCCCUGUACAAGCUUUGCAGAGUGUGUGUGUGAUGAGAAUUGUGAGAAGGAAGCUCUGUGUAGAUGGCUUCUAAAGAAAGAAGGGAAGGAUAAAAAUGGAAUGCCUGUGGAAACCAGACCUGAGCCUGGCAAUCACCAAGAAUCCCUGAAUGUGUGGCUCUGUCCUUCCAGGAAAGAAAUAACUGAACAAGCUAAGGCACCCAGAGCUCUCGCUCCUGCUCGAGUUUCUGAUUCCUUCCAAGUCAUAUGGAAUAGUUCCUUAUCUAAGUGGCUCACCAGGCCUAGUGCUGAGGAUACAGCUGGCAAGCAGAAGCUUCAGAGCACUGUGACUGCUUCCUGGCGCCCCUUUAACACUGCUGAUUGGGUCUUGCCAGCCAAGAAGGUGGGAAAUCUUAGCCAGUUAUCUACAGGAGAGGACAAGUGGCUACUUCGAAAGAAGGCCCAGGAAGUAUUUCUUAACUCACCCUUACAAGAGGAACGUAACUUUCCCCCAGAUUGUUAUAGUCUUCCAGCAGUUUGUGAUCUCUUCACCUGUAUGCAGCUUAAAGUCGAUAAAGAAAAGUGGUUAUAUCGAACUCCUCUACAGAUGUGAAGGAAUGGAAUGUGAAAGCCAAACAGCUUUUCUGCAGAUUAUCACACAUCCAUGAGUUGAAUGACUGAGUUUGCCAAAUCAUUGUAUUUCUAGGUCUGAUCAAUGAGCUUAGGUCUUUUUCUGUCUGAUUUUAAUCUAGUAAAGUCACCUAAUUAUGAGUUGCUUUAUAAAAGAAAGGUUGAUGCUGAGGUGAGUCUUUCUUUUCCCUUAGUUCACCCCCCCCCCCAAAAAAAAAGUGUCUUGGUGGGCAGGUUUUCACCAGCUGCCACAGCUCUUCAGAUCGGGUGGUUACUAGAACAACAAAAUAUUGUAAUUUUAGAAGUGAAGUAUUUUAUAAUCAAGGUGUGCUAAUGUCUCCUAAAGCCAGUAAAUUUCUCAAACCUUUUGAUUGCCCUUUAGAUGCUUCUUUUGCUACAGGCUUUCUUCUAGUGGUCCAAAAACAAGUGAUUAUUCCGUUCAAUUAACUUAUAGAGUAUUUCACACAAGUAAUUAACCUUGUCAAUUUAGGUUUUUUUUUUUAAAAAUCAAACUGUGUUAUAGUAAUCUUGGCAAUUUUUGACACUAACUACCAGACAUUUUAGCCUACAUCUUAUUUCUGUCAUUUUUCUUCAUUAUUUGAAAUGCAGUUACUGCAGAUUUUGCCUUUUUUCCUUUCUCUGAAUGUUAUUAAAGUAUUCAUUGAGCUGUUUGAGGACUCUUAUUUCAGAACCAUUUUCAAGGUAGUCUUGGCCUCUGUAACAAUCUACAGACCUUCAGGCUUUAAAGAGCCCCAUCACUUAAGAGAAAAAGGUGAGACUUGGGAAAGGUAGUACUUGAAUCAUUCAUUACCCUAAGAUUACUGGUGCAUCUUGUGUCUUAAGCUUGACACCUGGUGCUUUUAACUGGGGAUGAAAUUGAUGUCCUAUCACUGCAAGAAAGUGUUCCUGAACCUCCCAAAUAGUACUGUGAGUAGGCUGUUUUAAACACUUGUGCCUUGGGGGUGCUUACUGAAAGUUUGUGAAAACUGUUGACAUUUUAUCAAUAUCCUUAAGUUUCUCUGUAGAAGUGGGAUUUAUGUUUAAAAGUUCUCUAGGAUAAUAAGAUCUUAGCUGCCUUUUGGGCUUUGAAACUACCAGACUUCUUGACUGCCUAUGUUGUUGGAAAUACUUCAGCGAAACAAUUGACUCUGCCAUACAGCUUCACUACAACUCUUGGAACCACAGUUAUAAAGACCUCUUAUUUUCAUCUGCCCCUCCAAUACCAUUGAGAAUUUUAAUAAUAAAUAACAAUAAAGGUGGGUUCAAGUCAACUUGAGUCUUUCCAGCAUGUUAGGUUGCAGAAAAAUUUUGUGGUUUCUCUUUUGAGGUGUAACACUGCAUUUUACAUUGUUAAAAUGUAAUUUACAUUAAUGCUGACAAGUAUGUGAAACAUUCUUUUGUAUUGAUGCAUUUUAUACCUCUCCAUUAAAAAAGCAUAACAGGCA
Perognathus longimembris pacificus (Pacific pocket mouse) is the source of this 3423-nucleotide messenger RNA. It is a transcript of the gene Ncoa4, whose product is annotated as nuclear receptor coactivator 4. The record is from RefSeq and is a predicted model, not a curated record. Bases 120 to 1961 code for a protein of 613 amino acids. NCBI's taxonomy places the organism in Eukaryota, Metazoa, Chordata, Mammalia, Rodentia, Heteromyidae. Gene Ontology annotation, molecular function: transcription coactivator activity. Gene Ontology annotation, biological process: intracellular iron ion homeostasis; response to hormone. The transcript has 10 exons.